UUCGUCGAGUACUCGUUAACAAACUGUGCAGCAAAUGUUUGAUAUAUUCAAUAUUCUAUUAGGAGUCCUCUCAUAAAUAAAAUUCUUUAGUAAAUAAAAUAUAUAUUCGGCAAAACUCUUUUUCCUUUUAUCUUUUUCGUAUAUAUAGAAAGAAGCAGAAGCUCUCAACUUUUGCAUAAUUUCAUUAAUCCCCAAAUCCCCCCCGGGUGAAAAAAAAAAAAAACUCUGCAUAAUUUUGAACCCCAGAGAAAAAAGAGUCAGAAUUUCCGAAAUUAAUAAAUCCAUUCCAUCUCAGCUGAUCAAAGUGUUUGGCGUUGGAAAGGUUCAUCAUGUUUGCAACUGCAAUCAGGUAUAUUGGUAAGAAACCAAAACCAAAAAUGAAACAGAUAGAACUGAAAACCCCUCCGGAGCAAACGCAGACGAUCACGAGGGUUAUCUUCGACGUCUUGAAGGAACACGGCCCUCUAACCAUAGCAGACACAUGGGAGCAUGUUAAGGAAGUUGGGUUGAGAGGACUCUCGAGCAAAAGACACAUGAAAAUAGUUAUGAGAUGGAUGAGAGAGAGGCAGAAGCUAAGGUUAAUAUGCAACCAUGUUGGCCCUCACAAGCAAUUUCUAUACACUACAUGGUUCACAAAACCUGAUGUCAAGCCAACACAGCCGGAAACUAAGCCGGUGAGGCCGGGUAACAAUGACGCUUCAAGACCAAAGUCGUGAUCUUGUUACAAGAAGUAGGUUCAUGCCUCUCAAACACUUGAAAAUUUUGUCAUUUGUAUUAGUUGACGAGGGGAAAUUUGCAGUUGUCGUCUAAGCACACGCUUUGUGAUCUCGUUUUUGUGUAGUAGCCAUGUUUUUAAGUGAUUCUACCAUACAGGCCAACCUCGUUCUUGAGGAGUUAUACAUUUGUGUAUUGAUAAGAGCAUUUUCUAUCUUUCCC
This is a messenger RNA of Salvia miltiorrhiza (redroot sage), 936 nucleotides long. RefSeq lists its product as uncharacterized. The transcript is spliced from 3 exons. Lineage: Eukaryota; Viridiplantae; Streptophyta; Magnoliopsida; Lamiales; Lamiaceae. Bases 330 to 716 code for a protein of 128 amino acids. The record is from RefSeq and is a predicted model, not a curated record.